Schizophyllum commune H4-8 is the source of this 1143-nucleotide messenger RNA. RefSeq names its product cyclin-domain-containing protein. NCBI's taxonomy places the organism in Eukaryota, Fungi, Basidiomycota, Agaricomycetes, Agaricales, Schizophyllaceae. Gene Ontology annotation, cellular component: cyclin-dependent protein kinase holoenzyme complex; nucleus. The record is from RefSeq and is a predicted model, not a curated record. The transcript has 2 exons. Gene Ontology annotation, molecular function: cyclin-dependent protein serine/threonine kinase regulator activity; protein kinase binding. The coding region runs from base 1 to 1143 and encodes 380 amino acids. Gene Ontology annotation, biological process: regulation of cyclin-dependent protein serine/threonine kinase activity.
AUGCAACAGUCAGCGCCCCGUGUAGACAUCCACUCUCUGCCGUCGGCCGAGCUUCUCAGCCUCCUCGCCCAGCUGCUUUCCAACAUCGCAUCUGCGAAUGACGAGCUUGGCGCGUCGGGGCUGGACGCCUCGCACCAUGCUGCCGAUCAUCAUCGCGCGCCUGUCUGGAAUACCCUGACGACCGCGUCGCGAGCCGCGCUGUCCACGCCCUCUAGCACCCUCACUUUCCAUGCCCGAAACAUCCCCACUAUAUCGCUUGAGGCGUACCUCGUGCGCAUACUCAAAUACUGCCCCACGACGAACGAAGUGUUCUUAUCGCUCCUGGUUUACUUCGACCGCAUGUCGAAGCUGAGCCUCGAGGCGACCGGGCGUACCUUCGUGAUCGACUCGUACAAUAUCCACCGGCUGGUUAUCGCUGGCGUGACGGUCGCCAGCAAGUUCUUUAGCGACGUGUUCUACACUAACUCGCGAUAUGCGAAGGUCGGCGGUCUUCCUCUCACCGAGCUGAACCAGCUGGAGUUGCAAUUCUUGCUGCUCAACAACUUCUCUCUUGUCAUCCACCAAGAUGAGAUGCAGAGAUAUGCAGAGCAGCUCAUCCUCUUCUCGCACAAACACUCAUCGUCGCCGUUGCCACAUACCAUUGUUCCUUUGUCCUCGAUCCCGUCCUCGUCACAGACUGGCUCUGCUGCUCCGACUCCUGCGAUGGGCGCAGUGGAUGCGUAUGGCGGGCAGAUUCCGACGCAUCCCUCUAGCGCGACACCACAUGCAAACCACGAGCAAGCGCCAUCUUCUGUGUCUGCUGCUUUCCGGCCUAGGUACAGUAGUGGAGACGACACCGAAACCGAGACGGAAACCGAGACCGAGACGGACGGCGGCUCAACGACGGACGACGAGCCCACGAUACGGCCUGCGCAUUCCAGCGCAGGUAGCGUCUCCGAUGACUCGAGCAGCCUCUACAGCACCAGCACGACCAGUGAGGAUGCUGAUGAGGCUGACGAGAUCAUGGAUGGAGACGCCAUACGCGAGAUGGAUAUCGUCGAGGAUAGCGACGGUGGGCGCACGCCGGAUGUUCGCAAGUUCUUCGGUGGCAGCACUCCGCCUCGCAUGCGACCCGGGGACGACUCCCAAAUGGCGAGCCCAUGA